Molecule: messenger RNA, 1349 nt
Organism: Microplitis demolitor
Lineage: Eukaryota; Metazoa; Arthropoda; Insecta; Hymenoptera; Braconidae
Product: inosine triphosphate pyrophosphatase
Exons: 2
Coding region: 735-1301 (188 amino acids)
Biological process (GO): nucleoside triphosphate catabolic process
Cellular component (GO): cytoplasm
Molecular function (GO): nucleoside triphosphate diphosphatase activity
Source: RefSeq, a predicted model, not a curated record
UUUUUUUUAUUUUGAAUAUUUCUAUCAUAUUCUGCCGCCAUUUUAUUUUUAUUUUUCUCCCAUUUUUAAUAAUUUAUUUUUCGAAUAUUUAAAUUUACCGCGCAGUAAUAAGAAUAAUUAAUUAAUUAUUGAUGAAAAUAUAAAUUUGCGAGUAUGUUUUGUAGCCUAAUUAAUAAAAUUAUUAAUACAUGUAAAUUUUAACGAAAUUAUUAAAUUUUGAUUUUAAAAUUUCGCGCCAAGAUGACGCUACAGUGCGUUGCUGUAUUUAACGGUCAAAUUUCUUCUAAAGUGGGGGGUGGUCGAAUAGUCGAUUGCUUUGUAUCAACUGGCGGUCCAACAGCGUCAGUCAGUAUCAUCGACAAUGGCAGUAGUAGUCCAGAUUCUUCUUUACGUUUAAAUUGAAACACAGUAUUGCAGUUAAUUCGCGGAAUUGUCCAUAAAAUUUAUUGUUCAUAGUCAUUGUUUAAUUAAAAUGUGCAGUGUUUGUAAAAUUAAAAUUGUGCAAAUUGUCUGUGGUGUAGUUAAGUGUUGAGUGUUCAGUGCUAGUGUAAAGUGCUGCGGAUUGCUAAUGCUGAUAACUUCUAAGUUCCUGAGCAAAAUCAUCUGGCAUCGUCUGGUGGGAAAUAGCAGUUAAGUGACGAUUGUUUAGCUGCAAUACACUUGGGGCAAUUCAAUUCAAAUCUCCAAGUGCAUUAGGACACCCUUCUGCAUAUUAUUUCCCCACCAAGGUAAGAAUGUCGAAGCCAAUUGUUUUCGUAACUGGCAAUGCUAAAAAAUUGGAGGAAAUACUCGCAAUUUUGGGUAAAAAUUUUCCACGAGAAGUUAAAAAUCAAAAAAUUGAUUUACCAGAGUAUCAAGGGGAGCCGAGAGAUAUAAGCAUAUCUAAAUGUAAAGCAGCAAUGGAUAUUAUAAAAGGACCAGUUAUAGUUGAAGACACUUGUCUCUGUUUUAAUGCUAUGAAAGGAUUACCGGGACCAUACAUCAAAUGGUUUUUAGAAAAACUCGGGCCAGAAGGUCUCGUUAACAUGCUGACAGCUUGGGAAGACAAAAGUGCCGAAGCUGUUUGCACAUUUGCUUAUUCAUCUGGUAAUCCUGAUGAUCAAAUAAUUAUUUUCGAGGGCAAAACACAUGGAACUAUUGUCAGUCCACGUGGGACACGUGAUUUUGGAUGGGAUCCUAUUUUUCAACCCGAUGGAUACACUGAAACUUAUGCUGAGUUACCUAAAAGUGUUAAGAACCAAAUAUCACAUCGCAGCAAAGCUCUGGAACAAUUAAAAAAAUAUUUUGUUAAAGAUGAUUAGAAUAAAUUACUUUAAGAUAAAAAAUAAAAUUCAAGUUUAUAACCAAUA